Arctia plantaginis is the source of this 1818-nucleotide messenger RNA. The record is from the annotation of a GenBank genome assembly. Lineage: Eukaryota; Metazoa; Arthropoda; Insecta; Lepidoptera; Erebidae.
AUGUGUAACGACAAAGUGAAAUAUUAUGAUAGACUGAGACAACUAUCCAGAAAUCUAAACGAUGACGGCGUGAGUAUAGCUACAUCUCUACAAUACAAUAGAACAGAGUAUGACUUGCAGUACAAGCUAAUAUUAGCAGAUCUCGCCUGUCCUGGAAUCGAAAGUAUUUUGCUCCAAGCAAGCAAAGAUGGCUAUUUCAAAGCACCUUACCGUUGGAUCAUGAUUAAUGACAAGGAUGAUUUAUCGGUAUUGGGGAAUAUUGAUAUUCUUGUGGAUAGCGACGUGGUGGUAGCUCAGAAGAUCAGCGACCAGGAGUACGUGUUCUUGGAAGCAUACAAGAUAUCAGAAGAUGGCGACGUCAUUUACACCACUAGAGCAACUUGGCGGUCUCCACAAUACGUCGUUUCCAACACCAGUACAAGUCUAUCAAAGACAAUCAUUGACGCAGGUUCUAGAAGAAUUAGCAAGUACGGCUGGACAGAAGACUGCAGAACGAGUAAGGUAUUGUCAUCAAGAAGAAAUAACUUGAGAAGACAUACACUCACAGUGAUGAAUGUUGUGACGGACAGCAAUGAAACCAGGAUACAUAUGGAUGACAGAUUGCACCUUCACCAAGACUCUAUAGCGAAGAUGUCGUACGCGGUGGUGAGCAUAUGUUUCAACAUGCUAAAUGCGACAGAGAGACGGAUGUUCACCCAUACCUGGGGAUACAAAGACAAAAAUGGACAGUGGCAAGGACUAGUCGACCAUCUGAUGAAGAAGGAGGCGGAUCUUGGAACCCUAACAAUCUUCACUCAAGAGCGAAUGAAGGUGGUUGAUUACAUCGCAAUGGUUGGGUCAACGGCUGUACGUUUUGUGUUCCGAGAACCCCCCCUCUCCUUGGUUUCCAACAUCUUCGCACUACCGUUCUCCGAGUCCGUGUGGCUAGCAAUCUUGGUGUGUGUUCUAGGAUGUUCUUUGUUCCUGUUUAUCACAUCUAAAUGGGAGGCUAGUGUAGAGAUGCACCCAUUGCAACUGGAUGGUUCGUGGGCUGAUGUACUCAUCUUGAUCAUCGGAGCGGUUCUACAACAAGGAUGUACUUUAGAGCCGAGAUAUGCAGCAGGCCGCUGCGUAACUCUGAUUCUCUUUGUGGCGCUGACGAUACUGUACGCUGCGUAUUCUGCUAACAUCGUAGUACUCUUACGCGCCCCCAGUUCCUCUGUGCGAAGUCUACCUGAUCUGCUAAACUCGCCUCUGAAGUUGGGCGCUAGCGACUUCGAGUACAAUCGAUACUUCUUCAAGAAGCUCAAUGAACCAAUACGCAAGGCCAUUUACGACAAAAAAAUAGCACCUAAAGGAAAGGAUCCUCAUUUUUAUACCAUGGAGGAAGGAGUUGAGAGAAUUAGAAAAGGUCUCUUCGCUUUCCACAUGGAGCUGAACCCUGGCUAUCGAUUAAUACAGGAGACAUACCAAGAAGACGAAAAGUGUGACCUAGUGGAGAUAGACUAUAUUAACGAAAUAGACCCGUGGGUGCCGGGCCAGAAACGAUCCCCAUUAAAGGACCUGUUCAAAAUUAACUUCCUCAAGAUCCGUGAGUCAGGUGUUCAAGCUAAUAUCCACAGCCGCCUGACAGUUGGCCGGCCUAGAUGCUCUGGCACAGUGUCUACCUUCAGCAGUGUUGGCAUCACGGAUAUAUAUCCAGCGCUUCUAAUGACAUUAUACGGAAUGCUGCUAGCCCCCGCUGUACUUAUUAUGGAGAUCAUGUAUAAGAGACUGAUAAGAAUGAGACAACAGAAGAAACAUUUGAUGGAGGAAACUCCCAUGCCAUUUCAACAUUAG